Molecule: messenger RNA, 1245 nt
Organism: Homalodisca vitripennis (glassy-winged sharpshooter)
Lineage: Eukaryota; Metazoa; Arthropoda; Insecta; Hemiptera; Cicadellidae
Product: deoxyuridine 5'-triphosphate nucleotidohydrolase-like
Exons: 2
Coding region: 418-1059 (213 amino acids)
Biological process (GO): dUTP catabolic process; dUMP biosynthetic process
Molecular function (GO): magnesium ion binding; dUTP diphosphatase activity
Source: RefSeq, a predicted model, not a curated record
GUGCAAUUUUGUUGCAACAGUAUAAUAAUAAGUAUUUAUUCACUAUGGUAAUGGAUUCAACGAAGUGCGUGUAAAGUAAACAAGUGUAGUUAUGCAACGUGUGAUACAGCCUUGAGGUUUCUUUAUAAGCUGAGGAGGAAGUUUUACCCAACAGUGUUCUGUUCAUGCUUUCCAAGACACUUCUAAUAUACAGGUAUGUAUUUCAUACAAUUACGUUCCAUUAUUUUCUACGUUUUUUGAAAAAUAUAUUGUUUUUCCAAAACUAACUAUUGGUAAAUUAUUUACAAAUUGUGUUAAACUAGUAUUAAUUUGGUUUUAUUAAAUAGAUGAAAACAGUGCAUUUUAAAUUUUGUAAUUUAAAAAAUAUUAAAUUUCUUUUGUAUUGAUUAUUAACGAUUUUAAUUUUGUGUUUUAGAAAUGGAUUCUGAAACAGUCGUUGACUUGACACAAUCCGAAGAGCAUUCUUCAAUACUACGUAAGCUUCUAAGUACUCCUCCACCUCCACCACUUAAACAGCAACAGCAACAGCAACAGCAACAGAAACAGCAACAGAAACAGCAACAGCAACAGCAACAGCAACAGCAGCUGACACAACAACCGUCUACUUCUUCAUCUUUCGCUAGUAACACUCUAAAAUUUAUUCGACUGUCGGAAAAUGGAUUUCCACCCGAACGUUGUUCACCAUUAGCUGCGGGCUUUGAUUUAAGAAGUGGAGAAAAUGUAGUUAUAAAAAAAUGGGAUCGUAAAUUAGUAAAAACAAAUAUUGCGAUAGUAUUACCAGACGAGUGUUAUGGUCGAAUAGCGCCGAGAUCAGGUCUAUCUUUAAAAAACGGUAUACAUGUAGGUGCUGGAGUUAUUGAUCCAGAUUAUAGAGGAAACGUAGGAAUAGUGCUGUUCAAUUUAUCAAACGAUAAUUUCAGUGUAGAAAUUGGUGAUAGAAUAGCUCAAUUAAUUUGCGAGCGAAUAGUUUGGCCUGAUAUUGAGGAGGUUACUAAAAACAGUGUGUUAGAAAAAACUAGUAGAGAUGAAAAUGGUUUUGGAUCAACAGGAUUAAAAUAAUUAUUUUUAUUUUUUUUUUCAGAUCAUAAAUAAUGGAAUCUUUUCUACCAUUUAAAAAAAGAAAACAUACUUUUGUUUCUGAACCAAUGAACAUUGAUAAUAAUGAAGAAGAAGAGCUCAUGGAAUUAGAACAGGAAAAUAAUUAUUCUCUAUCACCAUCUACAUCAUCAUCAUCAUUAUCUUCUG